Messenger RNA from Heterobasidion irregulare TC 32-1, 1452 nucleotides. Its product is annotated as UDP-N-acetylglucosamine transporter. Gene Ontology annotation, cellular component: Golgi membrane; endoplasmic reticulum membrane. Gene Ontology annotation, biological process: transmembrane transport. Bases 58 to 1311 code for a protein of 417 amino acids. The record is from RefSeq and is a predicted model, not a curated record. NCBI's taxonomy places the organism in Eukaryota, Fungi, Basidiomycota, Agaricomycetes, Russulales, Bondarzewiaceae. Gene Ontology annotation, molecular function: UDP-N-acetylglucosamine transmembrane transporter activity. The transcript has 4 exons.
GCGCGUCCCCGAGUCGAGCGGCGAGCACAUCGACACGUCACCCUCCCUCCCCGCGACAUGCGCGAUGUUUCCACAGCCUACAAGUCCACUGCCCUCGCCGGUCUCUCGCUCGCGCUGCUGACGGACUGGGCGACCACCCUCGGCCUCGUCUUCGGAGGAUGUUGCAGCAACGCGAUCACGCUGGAGCGCGUCACCUCGGAAUUUCCUAAUUCCGCCGCGCUGCUCACCUUCGCCCAGUUCCUCCUCAUCUCCCUCCACGGCCUGCCCAAGUUCCUCACCUCCGUCCGGGGGCCCAUGGGCCUCCCUCUGCCGUGGCUCAAGCAGCGACGCAUCCCACUCACCCCGUACCUCCUCCAAGUCGCGCUCUUCUACGCCAUCUCGCUCCUCAACAAUGCCGCCUUUGCCUACGACAUACCCAUGCCCGUGCACAUCAUCUUCCGCAGCGGCGGACUGGUCAUCAGCCUCCUCAUGGGCUGGAUGAUAUCCGGACGAACAUAUUCCCUCCCACAAGUGAUCUCCGUGCUCCUCGUCACGUCCGGCGUCGUCCUCACGACGUUCUCCGCGUCGAAUCCGCACAAGGGCUCCAGCCUCGCCUCUGACGCGUCCCUGCACCGCUACGUCACCGGCAUCGCGCUGCUCACCCUCGCUCUCGUCCUCUCCGGCUUCCUCGGGAUCGUCCAGGAUAAUACCUACUCGCACUACGGGAACACGACCUCCAGCGCGUCCCCUCCCGCCGCAUCGACCAAACUCGAUCCCGCCCAGCCGCAGCCGAAGGAGAAAGACGACCGCCCCGAUACGUGGGAAGAGUCCAUGUUCUACCUCCACUUCCUCUCCCUUCCCAUGUUCCUCUUCGUCCGGCGCGACAUCGCGGCACAGCUCGACGCCCUCCUUUCCGGCCCCACGCUCGCGCUCGCGCUCCCGCCCAUCCUCUCCCCGCUCCUCGGCGUCGGCGACCCGGCGGCCCCGUCCGCGCCCACGCUCACGCUCACGCUCCCCGCCCUGCUCGUGCCCCUCGUCCUGAACACCGUGACCCAACUGUUCUGCGUCGCGGGCGUCAACCGCCUCACCACGCGCGUCGCGGCGCUCACCGUCACCCUCACGCUCGUCGUGCGCAAGGCGGUCUCGCUCGUGCUCAGCGUCGCGCUCUUUCGGCAGGGUGCCCAGAACGCGGGCGGGACCGCCUGGGGCAUGCUGUGGUCCGGUGCGGCGUUGGUGUUCCUGGGGACCGUGGGGUACUCGAUGGGUGGACGUAUUAGGAAGAGCGAGGGCAAGGGCGGAGGGAACGGCCCACGGAAGGACAAGAAAGACUAGAUUUUGAUGCUUGAUAUACCCGUCGUGUGAUCUACUACUGACUUACUAGGGCUGGACGGAUACCUUGGAUACUGUACACACUCAUGUUGUAACAGACAUUGCUGACCUCUUUCUACAUCGUUUGCGAGUGCGUGGAGACCG